Molecule: messenger RNA, 1510 nt
Organism: Chironomus riparius
Lineage: Eukaryota; Metazoa; Arthropoda; Insecta; Diptera; Chironomidae
Source: the annotation of a GenBank genome assembly
GGAUCUUUAAAAUUCAAACUAAGUUCAUUGUAAAUUGUUUAUUUUUUCCAAAUUCACGAUUAUAAGAAUUUUCUCUUAUAUUUAAGUAAAUACUAGGUCUUUAAUUAAUCUAAUUAAGUGAUUGUAUAAAUCAGAACUGACUGUUUUGCUGGAUUUAUUUAAAUAAUGAGUUUAGUGAUUCGGAAGAACAAGGAAAAAAUGGAUCCUACUGCAGUGUUUUGGCACAAAAUCGAAAGAGUAUACGGCGAAAUUCCAAAACUAAUCAGAAUGAUCCUUGAAUUCAAUGGAUUUGAUACAUAUUUGGCAUUAAAAGGAAUACAGUGGGACGAUAAGCAAUAUUUCUUUGAAGCACUUGAAGAGUCAAUCACUUCAUUAUCGGAUUUAGAUGACGGUGAUCAUUUAAAGCAGUCAUUCCAGGAAGAACUUCGAGCUAAUAAUCAGAUUAUGGAAAAGUUUCGAUUGAAGCUUGGACAUAAGAAUCUAAUCAUUAAUUUGUGCAAUGAACUCCAAAAAACUCAAAUUGAUGACUUUAAUAAUGCAACAUACGCGACUAUAAAGAUUCCAGACUUUAAACGAGAACAAACAGAACUAAUUGUUAGACAGAAGCAGCCAGGCGAAGAGCAUGGAUACUCACGAGACGAUAAUAAUGAUGAGGAACAUUUGCUGGAAUCGCCACAAAGAAAACGUAUAAAAUAUGAUAGUAUUGGAAGUAAAAGUGAAUUACAGGAAGUAGCAUCGCCAGAAACAAAUGAACAGAUUCAAUACAUUUAUGAGACUGAGGAAGACGAUGGAAGUCAGUUUAUUGAUCAAGAAUAUGUUGAUGAUGAAGGAGAAAUUGUUGAAUAUCAAGAAAUAUCACCAGAAGAUAUUGACCAUAAUAAUAGUAUUUAUUCAGCAGAACAGAUUGUUAAAACAGAAGCUGGAAGUUAUGAGCAAUGUUUUGAGAUCUCUGACUAUGAACAACAUUCGCCUGGUCUCAUGAAUCGCUCAAUGGACAUGAAAAGUUCAAAGAAACCAAAGCACAUGUACACAGAAGAGUUCCUACAAAUGCAAAUUGGACAUGGACGUGUUGGAACUCCGGGUCGUAGAAGACCAAAAAUACAGAAAAACUAUCCAGACACAGAAGAAGGAUUGAUGGAAAAAUGGAAGGAUCUAGUUCGUCAAAGCUGUGAAGUCAUAGUUCCAACAGACCUCCUUAAUCGAUUUGAUUUGGAACAGAUUGAUAUUGUUAAAAUUCAAAAUAAUAUUUGGGAAGUCAAGUGUCCAAUGUGUACUAAGAAACUGCGUCUACAGCUUACUCAUGAAGGCAAGUAUGUCAACUUUAAGCGAUCAAACUUUGAGCGGCAUCUUCGCAUAGUUCACUACAAGCAAAUACUAGUAUUUAAAGCAGAAGAGGACACUUCAGAACUACUUGAAGAUCAUGCUGAAUAGAUAAAUAUCCAUCACAUAUUUUAUUAUUGUAUAUUAUAGCUGUAAUAUGAGUAUAUAUCAAUAAAUAAAUUUUUACUGG